AUGCCUCGGCGGAAGCGAAAGGGGCGGAGUGCCAGAGCAGCUCGACGUGGCCUUCUAGGCUUGGGUGGAGGUGCUCCAAAGCGUCACAGGAAAGGCAAGAAGAAUGAUGACGUUCUGGAUGAACAGGAAAAGGCUGUGAAACAGAUCCGAGCCGCUGGAGCUGCCAAGGCUGCCGAAGACGAAAAAGCCAGACAACCACAUUCGUUUGUAAUUCAUCGCGGUGCCGUUGGCAAGUAUAUAAAGGCACUUGAGAAUGAUAUUCGGCAAAUAAUGGAUCCUUUUACGGCGAAACACUUAAAGACACUAAAACGCAAUAACAUCAAAGAUUUCGUGAUCCAUGGUGCUGUACUCGGUGUCACUAACAUGAUCGUAUUAACGUCUAGUGAUACUUCUGUCCAGUUGAGGAUGAUGCGGUUCAAUCAGGGACCCACGCUCACCUUCCGUGUGCCGGAAUACUCCUUAUCGCGACAUAUUUUGUCCACUCAGAAGCGACCGCUAGUGCACCAGAAACUCUUCGAAAAGCCUCCACUCGUUGUUAUGAAUGGCUUUAGUCAGAGUGGUAAAAAACAUCUUCUGCUUGUGGAAACAUUCAUACAGAACAUGUUCCCUUCGAUCAACAUUGAUACGCUUGAGUUGCGAACUGUGAAACGAUGCUUAAUGGUGAAUUACUUCGAAGAAGACGAUACCAUUGAGAUUCGACAUUAUGCAAUUCGAACGGUAGCAUCAGGACUGAACAAAUCUGUGCGUAAACUGGUGCAAGCCGGCAAGUCUACCACCAAGGAUUUGCCAGAUCUCUCGAAAUACAAGGAUAUCGCAGAUUAUUUGUUAAACCCUGGCCAUUUGAGCGACAGCGAAUAUGAGGGUGAACAAGAAGAAGUGGUUCUUUCUCAAAGCAUCAGUGAACAAACUGGGACAAUGAAGGGUGAAAAGAGUCAUAUACGGUUGAUGGAGAUUGGACCGCGUAUGAAGCUUGAGCUUUUGAAAGUUCAAGAUGGAAUCGAUGAAGGAGAAGUGUUGUACCAUAAAAUCAUCAAGAAAACCAGCGAAGAACUAGAAAGGCUGAAGAAGGAAGCUCCUAAGAAGAAGUUGAUGGAGAUUGGACCGCGUAUGAAGCUUGAGCUUCUGAAAGUUCAAGAUGGAAUCGAUGAAGGAGAAGUGUUGUACCAUAAAAUCAUCAAGAAAACCAGCGAAGAACUAGAAAGGCUGAAGAAGGAAGCCCCUAAGAAGAAAAAAUUGAAGAAACGGCGGGAACAAGAGACGGAACACCGUGUUAUUCGUCGUCUUGAGAACGCACAGGAAAAAGCAAAGCGAGAGGAGGAGGAACUCAAAGCGUUCAAGGAAAAAGCUGCAAGAAAGCAGGCUGCCGCAACGGGACAAACAGAGGACAUCGAGAAUAGCAAAGAGAAGGACAGAGAGAUAGCUCUCAAUAGAGAACGUGAAUUAAAGCGCGGUGGUGGAGGUGGCGAUGGACAGAACCGCUCACUGGAACCGGAACGAAAACGCCGUCGAAAAGAUAUCCAUGACACGAAGGAGGGAGCAGGGAAGCGAUUCCACAAGGGGAGAAGAGAAUAG
Molecule: messenger RNA, 1572 nt
Organism: Ostertagia ostertagi
Lineage: Eukaryota; Metazoa; Nematoda; Chromadorea; Rhabditida; Trichostrongylidae
Source: the annotation of a GenBank genome assembly